AUGGCAAAUCUUUUCAUUGUAUACACAGCUGAUGCUCGUGCUCGUGCUAAUUCUGAAUCUGAAAAACCUUCCACUAAACAAUAUGAUAAUGACAAAAAUAUUGCUAUAACAAAUUUGUUUUCGAAACCAAAUCAACUUUUAUCUAAACUUUUUUCAAAAUCAGAAACCUGA
Strongyloides ratti is the source of this 171-nucleotide messenger RNA. RefSeq lists its product as hypothetical. The record is from RefSeq and is a predicted model, not a curated record. NCBI's taxonomy places the organism in Eukaryota, Metazoa, Nematoda, Chromadorea, Rhabditida, Strongyloididae. Bases 1 to 171 code for a protein of 56 amino acids. The transcript is spliced from 2 exons.